Messenger RNA from Leguminivora glycinivorella, 3903 nucleotides. RefSeq lists its product as uncharacterized. Gene Ontology annotation, biological process: positive regulation of flagellated sperm motility. The transcript is spliced from 21 exons. The record is from RefSeq and is a predicted model, not a curated record. Gene Ontology annotation, cellular component: sperm midpiece; non-motile cilium. The coding region runs from base 52 to 3333 and encodes 1093 amino acids. Lineage: Eukaryota; Metazoa; Arthropoda; Insecta; Lepidoptera; Tortricidae.
AGAGUAUAAUUAAUAAAUAUAAUCACUACAGUCUUAUUUAACAUCAUCAAUAUGGAAAGCAAGCGAGUAAAUUCUGCUCCAAAUGUGAAUCGCCAAACGUCGAAAACAAAACGAGACACUGCAGCCACGAAAACCGCAAAAAAUGCUAAAGGAGAUUGCGGCGAAGUAUCUGAGAGCACUUCCCAUACUCAGUUCUUUGUUAAGAAGAGAAAAUUUGACCCGUUCACGAGAAUGGCAAGGGAUAAAUAUUACGACAUGCAAGCCUCUUCUGAAAGUUCGUCCUCAGAUAGUUUCGGCUGCAUACAUGGUCCAGGGGGAAAAUCUUACACGGACAGCGAACAGCUAAAAAGAGCAUUUCGUCACGAAUUGGAUCCUGUUCCAGUAGAUGAGACGUGGAACACCAAGUGCCCCCCGGCGUACGGAUGGGAGAUGGCGCGCAAGCUCCACUUCCUCGUCAUGGACGCCGAGCCCCUCAGGCAGCUGGACCGACUCAAUGCCCAUUUACAAGACUUUGCUACCACCUCUAGACACGGAUAUAAAAUCGACGUCCUUGAUAGUGUAAUUGUCAUACUAGACUUUCUGGAGGGCACGUACAGGAAAGAACCCAGUUUACGUGAAGGUUUUGUGACGUUAUUGAAGAACAUACAUCAACCUAUUGUAAUGAAUAACAAUGUAGACUUUCAAAGGUUUUAUGAUAACGUGACAAAAUAUAUAGGAUUUAUAGGUUGUCUGUUGCUGUGUUUGGAAGAAGACGAGCUGUUCACGAUAGUCUCUGACGCGUUGCUAUGGCACCUGUCAGCGCCGGACCCGCGGCGGCCCUCGAACGCGCUGCAGCGGCGCGCGACGUUGCUGGCGGGAGCACCGGUGCUGUACCACGCAGCUGCCAGGAUGCUGGCCGUCACCGAUUCCAACCGCUUCCCCACGUUUUUGAAGAUGUCUCUGCUGCUCGCUGCAGCCUCUCAAGAAAAUUGUAUGGAGCUGAUCAAGGAGAACGUACUAGAAAAUAUAUUUUACCGCUUCAACCCAUACUUCCCCGAGAGAAAGUUGCCAGCCUACGACAUUAAUCCAGCCGAUCCUCAACACUACAAUGUUCAAUUGGGAGAUAGCAGCGUCCACCUCCCCGCUACGCUGACGUUACUCCUAGUGCUCGUCAAGGCAUUGAAGCAACGUUGCGAAAAGGAUCCCAAAUUUGCAGAACAGUUACCGGCGCCAGAUAAUUACGCACAAAGGUGCUUUAUAUGGGCGUACAGAUACGAGUGUCGCGCGCGCGCUCACCAAGCACAGCGGAUCACGCUGACCGUGAUCACCACUGUUUUGCUCCGGUGCUUCGGCGUACGGCUCGAAGGGUUUUCUGCAUGUCUGAUGCCCGACGUGAUGUCGUUGUCGGUGGCGACAGAGCUCCAGAUCCGCGGGGGCUGGGCUGCCACCGUGAACUUUAACACCUCCCAGUCAGACGUGCAGUUUAAAAAGGCCCUUAUAUACCUUAGCGUGGAUUUCAUUAAAAUAUUUCCAUAUAACCGAUUUUUGAUAGCAUCCCAGCAUUGGUUUGUUGGCCUCGUGUGUUUGCUGGACCCCGGUCUGACGCAGCUCAGGCCCAAGUGGCCACAGCCCCUUUACGACGAGCUCCGGCAAACGGCUCUCCAGGCGUUAGUGUGCGUGCUACCGCUGACGCAGACCGAUCUGGCUAAAGACUGUGGAUUAAUACGGAGAGUAAUGUGGUACGUGGAGUGGUACUCGUGGAACCCGUACGAGCUAACCGUGUUGUACUGGUGCCUGCGGCUCCUCAAGGCAGCUGUGGGCCAUCGUGGCUCGUCACCGCACUCUCGCGCCAUCAAGGAGCUGUUCAACUCGCACGGAAUUAUCAUUCUCAUGCAUUUGUGUGCUACUCUGAUUCGGCAACGCGAACCGCCCGUGGAGAUGUCCCAGGUGAUCCUCGCUCUGACCCUGCGAGUGGCGGCGGGCGGCAUCGAAGCCCCGGGGAAGGUCAAGUGCGAGGUGUACCCUCAGAUCUCGUGGCCAAGCUCCAUCAACGCCCUCACGUGGACCAUGAUGAAUGUCGUUAUGCGGUCGCUUGAGAGGAGUUACAUUAUCAGUGAAAGGUGGUUAAUAUCGCUCUUAAAUUUUAUUUGGGAAGGUGUAAUAUGGAGAGAAGAUUACAGAAAACAGUUCUUGGCAAAUAAUGGUGUUUACCAAUUAUUAGAUUUAAUUACGAUGGUUCGCCCGUCGGUGCAGUGCGUGGCGCUGGCGCUGGUGUGCGACGCAACCAGCGCCGGCGGCUCCGUGGCGCAGCUUGUCACCUGGCGCGCCGGCGUCGGCGCUUCUAACGCUGUUAGCAUCAUCACUUCACUUAUUAUGCGUGGUAUGGCGCCUGCCGGUGUAGUGCGAGCGCUGGCGCUGGUGUGCGACGCAACCAGCGCCGGCGGCUCCGUGGCGCAGCAUGUCACCUGGCGCGCCGGCGUCGGCGCUUCUAACGCUCACCCUCGCGUUGUGCAAACGGGAGAUACCAUAGCGACUCUCUUGGCGUCGCUCGUCCGGGAUGAAUGCCGCAAGCUCGGCGUGAAGUUGGACGAGAAUGGAGUUAUACAGGACUUAAAUACUCCGUUGAGAUCGGCUAGAGUUCGGAAAGCGCUGGAAAACCCUAAAUGUCACAAAGUGCACAACCGACAGCCAAUAUGCUACGCUGCUGCUGAUUUGGCAGGCUCUCGUAUAUCAAAGGCUUACGCUCUUCUACAGAUGUUGUCUGAAGACUUGAACGACAAGGUGUCGAUAGCGGACGAAGCGUACAACCUGUACAAACACAUUCAUCUGGCGCCCAAAGACGAAGUAAUUUUAACACUGUGUUCACAUUUCUUGAUUGAGAAGCUAAUGGAAACGUGGAUAGAAACAGAAAUGCAAACUACUGAACUGGAGCCACACGAUGCCGAUAUUCUUGAAGAAUUUGUUCACAUAAACAGAGGCUGGAAUGUUGAAAUAAAACGUCAACAAGAAGUUAUUACCGAAAUGGACCGAAAAAAAAAACACGAGGAGGAGCGUUCACUAUACGCGUUCCUAGCUCGGGUGCGGCUGAACACGGCCCUGGACGCGCUGCGCGAGGUGCGCGGCUGCGCGCGCGCCUCCUCGCGCGACCAGCUCGUGCGCGCCAUGCUGGGCGACGCCGUGCUGGCGCACCACCGCCGCUCCGUGCAGGCCAACGACUUCGGCGAAACUUUGCUGCGUACCUACCAGGCGCCGCUUGACGAACAGAACACAACAGGUCAGUAUGUAAAAACCUACUGCAUCCCUAAGAACAGUAAGCUUGACACUAAAUCUACAACUCUAUACAGUGUUCGUUAAUUAUUGUGAUGAAUUCCUGAUGCCAAUAAAUUAAAUUGUAUUCCAAGAAAGCAAAAAUGCGUUUUUUUUUUAUAAAUAUUUUAUUUUCAAGUUGGUAUCUCUGAUGCCUUCAACAUUCCACAGUUUCUUCUCGAGGUUGAGAUAAAAUGUUUGAUGUUUAUUGUAUGUAUUAAAAAGCUUAAUUCUCCAUUGAAACCAUUUAUUUAAUAGAUAAUAUAUUUUCUACUUGAACUUCUGUAUUACAUAACAUUGUCAAAAAAUAAUAACUAAUAAAGUAUUGACUGUUUAACGCGUGUUAACUGAAAGUAUCGAUUGACAACCAUUUGUAUUUAAAACGAUUCAUUAAAUUUUGGCAAAUAUAUUACUUUUUCACAACUGGAUAACUUACUGGAAUUACAGUACCGGCCAAUAAUAUAAUAUAUCCAACCCCAUGUUUAUGUAUGUUUAUGUGUGUAUACACCUCCACCUCACUAUUUCAGGUAGGUAGUUCAGGGGACUUUGUGCGAGCGAUGAGGCAAGUUGGUCUCAUGUAAUGUUUUUAGUUCCAAUAAUUUAUUAAACUUCCUUUUU